AUGUUCAAUCUCACGUGUAACUCGACGUUGGAGGAUAUGAGGAUCUCUCCGGGAUCCGAAAUCAAGAUCGCCGGACCUCUCAACUUCCACGACCUUGCCCGCGUCAUCUCGGCAGGAUGUACCCUCAUCGCCGUUGUGCUGAGCCUGUACCUCAUUGCCAUGCACGCCACGCACUACACACAGCCCAAGGAACAACGACACAUCAUCCGUAUCCUCUUCAUGAUCCCCGUCUACGCCAUCUCCUCGUUCAUGCAGCUGCAAUGGUAUUGGCGCGCCACCUACUUCUCCGUCAUCUCAGACUGCUACGAGGCCUUUGCCAUUGCCUCCUUUUUCGGCCUGAUAUGCCACUACUCUGCACCCGACCUGCACACGCAAAAGGAAUUCUUUCGAAACCUGCGCCCCAUCCAGGGCUGGGUCCUGCCCAUCAACUGGUUCGCCAAAUGCUGCGGUGGAGAGAGGGGCCCCUGGCGCACUCCCAAGAGCGGCCUCACCUGGUUCAACAUCAUCUGGAUAGGCGUCUACCAGUACUGCUUCAUCCGCGUUGCCAUGACCAUUACCGCCGUCCUCACUGAGCACUAUGGUCGCUACUGCGAGAGCUCCAACUCUCCGGUUUUUGCUCACAUCUGGGUUCUUGUCAUCAAUGCCGUUUCCGUAACCAUUGCCAUGUACUGCCUCAUUCAAUUUUACAUUCAGCUUGCGAAGCCUCUUGCCGAGCAUAGUCUCUUUUUGAAGAUUCUCGCCAUCAAGCUCGUCGUCUUCUUGUCCUUUUGGCAGUCCUCGGCCAUUUCCGUCGGCACCUCGACACUCAACAUCGUCAAGCCCGGCGACGUUCUCGCCUAUCCGGACCUCAAGGUGGGCAUCCCGGCCCUUUUGCUCUGCGUCGAAAUGGCCAUCUUUUCUGUCUUGCACAUCUGGGCCUUUCCCUACCAAGUCUAUCGCCGCGGUGCCUCUUCGGGCUUCUACCCAAGCCCUGAUGCGUCAAAGGGCACCGUUGGUCUGGAGAAGCCCGCUCUGCCGAACAGAGGUGGCUUCCUCGGUCUUCGUGCGCUGUGGGAUGCCAUGAACUUGUGGGAUCUGGUCAAGGCCUUUGGCAGAGGUAUGCGCUGGCUCUUCUGCGGCGUCAAGAGGCGGAAGGAGGACGUCAGCUACAAGCUUGGCACUUCCAACGACGAGGCCCUGAGCAUGAGCAAUCUGCACGAGCCAAAGCCCCAGGGAGCAUACAAUCCCGCCUUUGAAGACCCGACGACAACCGCAUAUCACGGCGUGAGUGGCGGCAUCAUGUCACCGACCGGCGACGAGAGAGUUGGCCUGAUUUACGAUGCUCAACCGAACCCCGACUCAGGCUUGAGGGGACCAUCGCCGCCUGCAGUCUACCAUCAUCCAUCAGAUUCGCAGCAAUACUCGUUCGAUCCGCCUCCAUACGGCGGCGCGGCGCACGCGCAGUCUCCCUACAGCUCAUACGACCAGUCACCUCCACAGCGCCCACCACGGCCUUUUUAA
Trichoderma aggressivum f. europaeum is the source of this 1500-nucleotide messenger RNA. RefSeq lists its product as uncharacterized. Gene Ontology annotation, molecular function: transporter activity. Bases 1 to 1500 code for a protein of 499 amino acids. Gene Ontology annotation, cellular component: membrane. The transcript has 4 exons. Gene Ontology annotation, biological process: transport. Lineage: Eukaryota; Fungi; Ascomycota; Sordariomycetes; Hypocreales; Hypocreaceae. The record is from RefSeq and is a predicted model, not a curated record.